AUGGAUGAGGAAGUGAAAAAAGUGUUGAUAAAAAGAGAAGCUAAUGUGGAUAAGGCUUUUGAAGAUUAUCGUUUCCAACGAAACCUUCUAGACAACUAUUGGGAUGACAUUCAUCGUAAAAGGAAUUGGAUUAUAAGAACUAGGGAAGAAAUCCAAUCUGCCGAGAGUUCGAUCCGCUCUAGUGAAGAAAUUUUUCGAAAGCUAAAGACUGAAAUAGAACUUCGCAAUGUUCGAAUUCGAGGAGAUUAUCUUAAUUCAAUGUUCGUAGCAGUUGCUAUGGAUGGAAACAACAACACUACGCCAAUAGCAUUUGGUAUUGGGGUGACAAAUAAUGUUAACUCUUGCACUUGGUUCCUUAUGAGGCUGAAGGAUGCUAUCGGGGAGGGUAGCGAAGUUGUGUUCAUAACAGAUAGAGUUGUUAUGGAUGUUGAUAAGCCAGACUGA
Lactuca saligna is the source of this 444-nucleotide messenger RNA. NCBI's taxonomy places the organism in Eukaryota, Viridiplantae, Streptophyta, Magnoliopsida, Asterales, Asteraceae. The record is from the annotation of a GenBank genome assembly.